This is a messenger RNA of Procambarus clarkii (red swamp crayfish), 2397 nucleotides long. Its product is annotated as protein tramtrack, beta isoform. Gene Ontology annotation, biological process: regulation of transcription by RNA polymerase II. Gene Ontology annotation, cellular component: nucleus. Lineage: Eukaryota; Metazoa; Arthropoda; Malacostraca; Decapoda; Cambaridae. Gene Ontology annotation, molecular function: protein binding. The record is from RefSeq and is a predicted model, not a curated record.
CUGAAAGUAUUGCUUAAAUAUGAAAGAAAGGCCGUGGAAAAAAGUAGGCUCGUAGUGAAGAAGGAAAUUCCCGGAGGAUCUGUUGCGCGUCGGUUGUGAUGGUGGCGUCUGGCGGCCCUGACUCUACCAUGCCACAAGAGUGAAACUUAAAAAUGGAUACAGGGUUGUUAUCCCUCAAGUGGAACAAUCAUGGAACCACUUUCUUCCAUGUAUUGUCAACUAUUAGAAGAAAGGAAUCAUACUGUGAUGUGACUCUGGCGUGUGAAGGAAAGUUUUAUCCUGUGCACAAGCUGGUGCUUUCCACUUGUAGUGAAUAUUUUGAAGAAAUUUUUAAUAGAACUCAGUGCAAGCAUCCUGUGAUAGUGUUGAAAGAUGUGAAACAUGAGGAGCUCGAAGCUCUACUCAAUUACAUGUACUUAGGGGAAGUGAAUGUGCUGCAGGCAGACUUAGCUGGACUAAUAAAAGCAGCAGAGUGCCUGAAGAUAAAGGGCUUAGCAGUGCCAGAUGAAGCUCCCACAUCCAGAAGUGCCAAUAAGGACAAGCGGAGUGCUAGUAUUAGAGACAUUAGUCCACCACAUUCAAAAAGGGCGAGACAGGAGGAUGGGUCCUCUUUGCAUAACCAAAGCUUUGAGGACUCUAGACCUCCAAGAGAACAUUCAUCCAGAGAGUCUAGGGAGAACACGCGUACAAAUGCAGCUCGGCCUCCCUCUCGUGCCUCAGACGAGGGCUUCUCCAAUACUCCUUUCUCCCAAUCCGGUCCUAGUCAAGACAAUAGUAGAGAAAAGAAGGAUAUGAGAGAACGCCCAUCUGACACAGACAGAGGGAGAGGAGAUAGACAAAAAGACAUGCCACCUGCAUCAUCCCCUAGUCAAAAUGUAGAGGUACUUGUCCACGAUGAAACUAUAGUCAAGACUGAAGUGUUAGAGGAACCAAAAGAGGAAGAGGCAAAUAGUGAAGACAUGAUGAACUCUGACAGUAGUAUAGCAUACAAUCCACUCACUCCUGCCAUGCAAGGUGAUGGUGUGUCUGAAGGUCCGCAGGGUUUUGAGCCACAGGGCCUAACAUCAGGCACACAGCCACAGACAAUGGAGGAGCUUGUUGCACAGGCUAUGCCGGGAACCUCUGGAAUACAGGGAGACUCGAUGGUUGGGUGGGGUGCAGGGCAAGCAGGUGGAGGAGCUGGGGGAGACCUCUCAAGGUUUUCCCUGGAAGCCUUUCAGCUGGACGAUUCACAAAGUGGAUCUCAAGGCUCGACUCAGCAACAGCUGGGCGGUGGAGGCAAGACAACGGUGUGGGCCAGAGCACUGGCUGGUCAUUCCCUCGGGGCCAGUCACCAGUGUACCUUCUGCCCAAAACGAUUCUUCCUGCGAUCUGACUUGACCCGACAUCUACGAACACAUACUGGCGAGAAGCCCUUCAAGUGUCCCUACUGUGAGCACAGCACAGCCAUCAAGUACAACCUCAAGAAGCAUCUCAUCAGUCGUCAUAAUGUCGUUGAGCAAGGCAUUAAUAUGGAGGCUGUUCAAGGACGACAACAGUCAAAUGAAGCAUCAACAUCUGGCACUAGUGGACAGAGUUUCUCUUGGAGCAGUGCAACAGUUCCAACAUUGCCAGCUGUUCUUUCUCUGCUGCAGCGAGAACAUAUGUUAGCAUCUGCACAAGGGCGGAACAAUACAAAUGAAACAACGGAUAAUAUUGCAUCUCUGUCAUGGAGUGGCACAAAAGUUGCACAUUCUUCUGGUUUCCAUCCUCCCAAGGAAUCUGGAAGCAUCCAAGGGAUUGCAUCAAGCACUUGUUCAUCGAUGGAUGCUACUGAUAGUGCUGCUUCUCAGUCUUGGAGCAAUGCUUUAACUCCUCAUCUCCCUACAUAUAAUCCAUCACAAGAACAGGAAAAUUUACCAGGUUCUAGUGUGUGUACAUCACAAGAUACAACCAAUAAUGCAGCAGUCCAAAACUGGAACCCAACAGGAGAUCUAGACAUUCCUGUGUUUCAUCCCCUACAAGACUGUGAUAAUCUUCCCGUCUCCUCAUCUGAUAGAUGCUUGCCGAGUGGCACAAAUGAAAAUGCAGUACCUCAGGCAUGGAACAGUACUACUACUGCACAUCUCGCUGCAAUACAUUCCUCACAGAAUCUUGAAAAUGUAGCAGGAGUUGCAUCUAGUACGUGUCCAUCAAAUGACACUGUGGACAGUGGCACGUCUCAUUCCUCAGGCAGUGACACCGAAUAGUGUGACAGCUAUACUGCUUGACCAGCUGGGCAAGGGGAUGGGAGUUCUGCCUUCGAGGCUGCCGUCGGGGUUGCCACCCGCUGUACCAUCUGGACCGUCAGGAGGAGGACUUCACACUUGCCACUUUUGUUCACGGCCCUUCUUCUUGCGGUCAGACCUAACUCGUCAU